AUGUCUACAGCCGCCUCUCCCACGGCGGACGCUGCCAGUGCCGCGACCCCGGAGGCGGCACCAGAGUCGCCCUCGCAUGCUGAGGGCCGGUCCCCGGCCGCAUCAUCGUCAUCACCGCCCUCAUCUGUGGCCGCCGCGUCAGAAGGAGCGCCGCCCCGCGACGAAAAGAUAGCAAAGCCGGAUGACGAGGCGCGUCCUGAAGAGGACGCCUCCGCUGCGGAAUCCCUGGAAGAGGGCGAGACGGAAGAUGAUCCUCCGUUGCCGCAGGAGCCGGUGCCCGAAGGCCCUCCGCUUCCCAACGAGCCCGUUCCGGAAUCUCAAGACGACGGCUGGGAGUGCCGUUGGGAGGCGACGUACCAGUCGUGGUACUUUGUGAACCGAUUCACGGGUGCCUCGCAAUGGGAGAACCCGCGCACGGCUGCUGCCGAAUCCUCCGCCGCCGCCGCCGCUGCCGCACCGAGCGCGCCCCAGCCGCCCGUCAACGAGAAGCCUCCCGCCGGAGGCUACAACCCAGCCAUCCACGGCGACUACGACCCCAACGCCUGGUAUGCGCAGGCCUACAAGCAAGAGGAGGAGGCGCGCGACGCCGCCGUCGCGGCCGCGGCUCUACCCCCGGAAGCGGCGGGCGACCCGUACGCCGUGUCCAUGGGCUUCAACCGCUGGAACGGUCAGGCCCAGGCUGGCGACAUGGGACCCGGCCGCCACAGCGACGAGGCCAAAUCGCGCCGCCAGAUGAACGCCUUCUUUGACGUCGACGCCGCCGCCAACCAGCACGACGGCCGCAGCCUCAAGGCCGAGCGCCAGAACCAGCGCCUUAGCAAGACAGAGCUAAAGGCCUUCAAGGAGAAGCGUCGCGCCAGGAAGGAGGAGAAACGCAGGGCGUGGCUCUUGGAUUAG
This is a messenger RNA of Purpureocillium lilacinum, 897 nucleotides long. RefSeq lists its product as uncharacterized. Lineage: Eukaryota; Fungi; Ascomycota; Sordariomycetes; Hypocreales; Ophiocordycipitaceae. The record is from RefSeq and is a predicted model, not a curated record. Gene Ontology annotation, molecular function: protein binding.